This is a messenger RNA of Numida meleagris (helmeted guineafowl), 4491 nucleotides long. RefSeq names its product NADPH oxidase 1 (gene NOX1). Bases 1823 to 4054 code for a protein of 743 amino acids. The transcript is spliced from 9 exons. Gene Ontology annotation, cellular component: NADPH oxidase complex; plasma membrane. Gene Ontology annotation, molecular function: superoxide-generating NAD(P)H oxidase activity. The record is from RefSeq and is a predicted model, not a curated record. NCBI's taxonomy places the organism in Eukaryota, Metazoa, Chordata, Aves, Galliformes, Numididae. Gene Ontology annotation, biological process: superoxide anion generation; defense response.
GGCCCCCAGAGCCGGGGGCUGCAGUGCAGGCUCGGCAGCACAGCCCAAUCCUUCCCAGCUGCUGCAGGCUCGCACUUGUCCCGUGAUGGAGCAGAUAAGGGGCAGGGAGGCUGCGGGCCUCAUCCUGCCAGCACAGCUCUGGCUGUCGGCCGGCAGCGACCCCAGCUCUGGCACAGAGUGAUCCUGCCCAACCUGUUCCUCUGGACACCAGGUGGUGGCUGCCACGCUGGCAUGGGGUGCGGGUGCUGUGGUGCUGGACAUCGCAGAGCUCAUGAUCCUGCUGCAGUGUGAACCUCCAGCAGCCACUGAUAGGGCUGUCACUGCUGAGGGUGCUCAGCAUCACUGGGUGUGCAGCUGGAACACACUGCCCGGGUGUGCAGCUGGAACACACUGCCCUGGUGUGCUGAACCCUGGCUGGCUCCUGGCACCAGCACGGUGGCACCGCUGUGCCCUGGCAUGCUUGUGUUCUGCAGUUUUUCCCAUGAAAAGUCAUCAGGGGAGGCCACGGAGUGUCAUGUUUGCCGAGCAGAGCCCUCUGCAAUUUCCUGCCUCCAGGAAGUUCUUGCCUUAAAAAAGCACGCUUUGUCCCCAAAUGCUGCAGGGGAAUGGGAGGAGCAGGGCCAUGCCCCGAAGUCCCCCCCCUGCGGUGCUGCUGCCACGUGGGACCCCGUGGGACCCCUCUCGACGAGGCUCCCCGGCACCGCACCCUGCCGUCGGGGCUGCGGGAGCGGGCUCAGCCCGGCGUUCCUGGAAGGAGCCUUUGAAAGCACGCGGCAUUUCCUCCAAGACACGGCGGGGGAAAGUCCCCGCAGCGCCGUUCCCAGGGCCGGGGCCGUUCCCGGGGCUGCUGCCUCCAUAAAACACGGGCGGGCGGCAGCGGGCGGCACUCGGUGCGGGCGGACGGGGACAUCUCAGCAUGGGCAACUGGCUGAUCAACCACUGGUUCUCGGCUGCCGUCCUUGUGAGUGUGCGGGGAUUGGGGUGCUGGGGGGCUGGAGGGAAACUGGGAGCUGUCCUGGCUCUGCUAUCCACAGAGGGACGAAUAACUCCUCUGUAUGAGUGAAGGGUACAGCCCCGAGCGGUGGCUGCGGAUCCCAGGUAAGGACUCCUGGGCUGAAAGGAAAGGGUGAGCCCCAGCGCUCGGGGAUUAUUUCUGCCUUGGCUGCCUCUUCCCAGUCACAACCCGAAUGCCCCAAAUCCCCAACCCCCCACAGCGGUGUAGAGAAGCGGUGCACCCCUCCUUGCGGCGUCCAUAACUCACGGAUGGAGAGAAACUGCUGCUGCUCUGCUCCGCUGCUAAGGGCAGGGAGGCUCCCACUCGGGUUUUCCCCUCCCACGGAGCUGCUCAGUGCUGGAGGAGCGGUGGCACCUGCAGCAUUGCUACAGCAGCAGGCUGCAACAACUGGGAAACUGGGGGGUUGGCGGGGCAGAAAAUUGGGAUAUUUGCCUUUUUUAAAUUGUUAAAGAAAAACUGAACUCAGGGCAGAAUGGUUUGGGGAGCUCUGCAGAAAACGUGAAACAAUGCUGCUCCAGGGCAGUGCAGAGUGGUGCAGGGGAGCAGGGCUGUGCUGCGGGGCUGGCAGCACGGUGAGGACAGGCAGCUGCAUCCCUGCAACAUUUCCUCCUCCCAGACUUUUCCUGCUCGGUGUCUGCCCCAGGCCCUUCCCUUUCUCAGCAGCAGAUAUUUCCUUUAUCAUCUUUUCCUCAUUCCUUCUGCAUGCAAAAGGAUGCGAGUGACAGGACGGUUAUUUUGCAACACUUCUUUCCACCUUUGUUCCCACGUCCCAUCUCACCCAUGAUGCUGCAGGAGUAAGGGAGCAGGAUGGGAUGCGCUGUGUUGAUGCCCUCUAUCUGUGCCAGCAGCCGUGUGCUGCAGGAUGGGGGUCCCUCACAGCCCUUGGUUCCCCUGCAGGCGGCCUGGCUGGGCAUCAACAUCUUCCUCUUCACGUACUACUUUCUGUUCUUUGACCAGGACGACCGGUACUUCUACACCAGGGCCAUCCUUGGGGUAAGGUGCUCCCUGCAGCACCCUGCCUGCCCCAGAGCCCUCCUGGCUGGGCUGCAGCAAGGCAGGGGCUGUAGCACCCCAGAGCCAUUCCUUGUCCUGCCCUCUUCCAGCUCACCACCGCUCCAUCCCAGUCCCUGCCUUGGUCUCUGUUCCUAUCCCAGCAUUACUCCGUACCAGUACCCAUCCCACAGCCCCAGCCCAGAUUGCUCGGUCCCUGCUCAGCAUCACUUGGCCCCUUCCCAUCCCGGGGCGCUCAGCCUGCAGGAAGCUGCACCUUGUCCCUGGCACAGCGGUACUCACCCCAUCCCCGUCUCCAUCUCCCCAGUCAGCCUUGGCGUGGGCCCGGGCAUCAGCCAAGUGCCUCAACUUCAACAGCAUGCUGAUCCUGCUGCCUGUCUGCCGCAACCUGCUCUCCUUCCUGCGCGGGAGCUGCUCGGUGAGUGCCCACGGGCAGCCCCGCAGCUUGGCUGUCCCCGUCCCUGUUCCCGUCUCCGUCCCAACCCUGCCACCUCUCCUUGCAGUGCUGCAGGAGGACCCUGCGCAAGCAGCUCGACCACAACCUCACCUUCCACAAGCUGGUGGCCUACACGCUGGCCCUGCUCACAGGUAGCAGCACCCUGCUGCUCAGCCCAUGUCCCCCCUGAGCCCUGUGGGGUGACAGCGGGUGACCGCCUGUUCCCCUGCACAGCCGUGCACACCAUUGCCCAUCUCUUCAACCUGGAGCGCUACAACCACAGCCAGCAGGCCAACGAUGGCAGCCUGCAUGCCGUCCUCUCCAAGAUGCACCUGCAGGACAGCAACAAGUGGCUGAACCCCAUCCACUCCAACCAGACGACCGUCGAGUACGUGGCCUUCACCACUAUCCCAGGGCUGACCGGGGUCAUCAUCACUCUGGCGCUCAUCCUCAUGGUCACGUCCUCCACUGAGUUCAUCCGCAGGAACUACUUUGAGGUCUUCUGGUACACGCACCACCUCUUCAUCAUCUACUUCAUUGGCCUCGUCAUCCACGGCGUCGCCGGGCUGGUGCGUGGGCAGACGGAGGAGAGCAUGGAGGAAGUGCACCCGCAGCGCUGCGCUGAGUUCCUGGUGCAGAAGCCCAAGGAGUGCAAGGAGGAGUGCUGCAAAGAGCCCGAGUUUGGCAGCAUCCCUGCAGAGUCCUGGAAGUGGGUUCUGGCUCCCGUCAUCCUCUACAUCUUCGAGCGGAUCCUGCGGAUCUGGCGCGCGCGGCAGAAGGUGGUCGUCACCAAGGUGGUCAUGCACCCUGCUAAAGUGCUGGAGCUGCAGAUGCAGAAGAAGGGCUUCCGCAUGGAAGUGGGGCAGUACAUCUUUGUCAACUGCCCCGCUGUCUCCCUGCUGGAGUGGCACCCCUUCACCCUCACCUCAGCGCCUGAGGAGGACUUCUUCUCCAUCCACAUUCGGGUGGCUGGGGACUGGACGGAGCGCAUCAUUGACACCUUCCAGCAGCAGAAGCUGGAGAUGCCCAGGAUCAAAGUGGAUGGCCCCUUUGGCACGGCCAGCGAAGAUGUGUUCCUGUACGAGGUGGCCAUGCUGGUGGGAGCAGGCAUCGGUGUCACCCCCUUCGCCUCCAUCCUGAAGUCCAUCUGGUACAGGUUCCAGCAGAAUGACCAGACUCUCAAGACCAAGAAGAUCUACUUCUACUGGCUCUGCCGAGACACGGGUGCCUUCACCUGGUUCAAUGACCUGCUUGCCUCACUGGAGCAAAAGAUGGCUGAGUCUGGCAAGGCAGACUUCCUCACCUACCGGCUCUUCCUCACCGGCUGGGACACCAGCAUUGCCGACAAUGCAGCGCUCCACUUUGACACGGUCACGGACACAGUGACGGGCCUGAGGCAAAAAACCAUCUUUGGGCGGCCCAGGUGGGAUACUGAGUUCUCAGUGGUGGCCACAGCCCACCCCAGGUCGGUGGUUGGCGUGUUCUUGUGCGGGCCAGAGGCAUUGGCAAAGGUCCUACAGAGAUCUUGUCACCAGCACUCCAGCCUGGACCCCAGAAAGGUCAAAUUCUACUUCAACAAGGAGAACUUCUAAGUGGGAGCCAGGCUGGGACCACAGGCAGCAGAGAACAGAGAGCCUGCUGCUCUCACUUCUCUUUUUGAAGCAACUCUGCCUGGGAUGAACAUCAGCUGAAAAGCACAUGUACAAGAACCAGGCAAGACAGCAAGAUUGUCCUUCAUAAGGAGAAACUCUGGGUUCACAGACUGCUGCCUCCUUGACCCUACGAAGGGUCCCUGUGAGGGAAAAUGAGCCCAGCUCUCGGCGUGGCCCCCCAUGAGACACACAUUGGGACAGUACUGAAGCAGCACGCAGGCGCAGACCAGCAGGAAGCAAGGGGAGCCCAGCAGGCUGGGCGAGAUGGUGGGGGGCAGAAGUGGCACCAGGGCACCAAGUGCCAAACACGCCCCUCCAGAUUUAAAUGGCCCUCUCCAUAAAACAGUAAAUUAAACUUGUUUUCCUUUGCAAUAAAA